Molecule: messenger RNA, 2664 nt
Organism: Fundulus heteroclitus (mummichog)
Lineage: Eukaryota; Metazoa; Chordata; Actinopteri; Cyprinodontiformes; Fundulidae
Gene: arf2a
Product: ADP-ribosylation factor 2a
Exons: 5
Coding region: 128-670 (180 amino acids)
Biological process (GO): vesicle-mediated transport; intracellular protein transport
Cellular component (GO): plasma membrane; cytoplasm
Molecular function (GO): GTP binding; GTPase activity
Source: RefSeq, a predicted model, not a curated record
CGUCUGCCGUGAAGAACAAAGAAGAAGGAGGCGAAGCGGGGGAGGAUGACGACGACCGGAAAUCGCCAUUUUCCCGUUGAGCAGUAACAGAAGAAAGAUCGAGAAACGUCGGCAAAGCUGAGCCAAGAUGGGGAACUUUUCCAGCCUCUUUAGGGGACUCUUUGGCAAGAAAGAGAUGAGAAUCCUGAUGGUGGGUCUAGAUGCUGCCGGUAAGACCACCAUCCUGUACAAGCUGAAGCUGGGAGAGAUCGUUACCACCAUCCCUACCAUCGGCUUUAACGUGGAGACCGUUGAGUUCAAGAAUAUCAGCUUCACGGUUUGGGACGUCGGUGGCCAGGACAAGAUCAGGCCGCUCUGGAGGCAUUAUUUCCAGAACACGCAAGGCCUCAUCUUUGUAGUGGACAGUAACGACAGGGAGCGAGUGGGGGAGGCCAAGGAGGAGCUGAUGCGAAUGCUGGCCGAAGACGAGCUGAGGGAUGCUGUGCUGCUUGUGUUCGCCAACAAACAGGACCUGCCAAAUGCCAUGAAUGCAGCUGAGAUCACCGACAAGCUGAGCCUCCACUCCCUCCGUCACCGUAACUGGUACAUCCAGGCCACAUGCGCCACCAGUGGGGAUGGUCUGUAUGAAGGUCUGGACUGGCUGUCGAGCCAGCUAAGGAACGCAAAGUGAUCAGUUUGUCCCCGUCCCCGUCUGUCCGCUCAGCCUGCAGCGUUCAUGGGAGGCUGCACCGGGCCUGGAUCUUCUUCUCUACUCUCCUUUUCCCUCCGUUUUUCUUUCACUUGUUAUUUUAUUUUCUGUUGGAGCUUUGGCCAGUGCGCCCCAAACAUCAGUUUACUGUAUGUACGUAUGUGUUUGUACAAGUAUUUUUGAAUGAACGAACGAAUGAAUGAACGAACGAACGAACGUGUAUGUGGGAGCGGUCCUGCUGUGCCUUGAACACAGUUAGCUCUCAGUCACCUUUCAUUCCUCCAGUGCCAGCACACACCCGAAGGCCGUUGGUACCCGCAAAAGCAAAAAGCAACGCACGAUGCUGAGCGCCGUGUCCUCCUAAAAGAAUGUCUAAGAAAAGAAGAAGAAAAAAAAAAUAACUCAAAUGGUAACAAUUCAGUUUUUACAUUUGCUGAUUCACUAGAGCCUUUUUUAAUAUUUGUUUAUUUACCUCACGAAGAUGCACUGUGUGUCACCCGAUAACCUGGAGCAGUUGAGGUCGACAACGAAUUUUAAACUGUUGCUGUCGUUUUUAAGAUCGAAAAAAAAAAGAAAAGAAAGAAAGAGGUAAACCACAGAAAGCACCUUUUUUAGUUUUGACUUUCCGCUCCGUGUUCUGCGGGUUUCCUAGUGAUCAGAAUGUAACUGCAUCCGGUGCCGGUUCAUGUGGGAAAGCUUCAGCAGCGGAGACCUCUUCCAUUCACUUCAGUCAUGUGUCCCGAUAAGAAACGUCGCUCUUCUGUCUGUUGAUUAAAUCUUUUUAUUUGUGGUCCCGCGUUAAAGGAUCAAAAGGGUCCACCCUGACUGGAUCCGGGAACGGCAAUAAAUGUCGCAGCGCAUGUUUACAUAUAUAGGGGAGUGUUAACUAUUGCAUGGUUUGUAUCCCGGAGGCCCGUGUGGUUUUCAGCUCCACCGAGCCUACGGCUAUGACAGCUUGCUCCCGCUCUGCCGUUUUAUUUAGAAAUAGGCUUAAUUUGCUCUUGUAAGUACAGUAGUUCAUUGGUUAGAGCCUGCUGUUUUUAACAAUGCUAUUAUUAUUAUUGUUGUUUAUGGUAGUCUGAGCUGCUGGGUGUGCUUUUUGUUUUUGGUUGAAAUCCUCUUUGGACCAAGUUGGUUUGAGAAAGAUCUUUUUUUAUUAUUUUUUAUUUGUCUGCAUUAGGAGAUUUGCAAGUUCCCCUUUUUUCGUUAUUUUUUGCUGUGUUAGAUGGUACCGGUUGAAUCGGAAGCGUAUGAAUCAGCCUUACAAAUACAUAUUUAAUGCUUCAGGGGCAGACUACUUCCUCUGUUUAUUUACAAGAAAGGGUUUGCUCAUAUUUUACAGCCACACCAGCUUGCGCAACACAGACUUGUGCGGCGACAGCUCUCUCAGCCAUGGCAGCGAACGCGCAUGCAGUAACACUCGCCAAUCGCUCUUCACCAGCAGAUAGUCGAAUGCGCUCGUUAGUUUAAGCAGAGUAGUCGCAGCCAUUUUCCCCCGCAAGUCUUCUGCUAUGAGAAAUAAAAGCAACCUUGAACAGUACACACUGAGUGAGGAUGACUGCACAGUUAUGUUACACUGACCUCAGAAGGGAGCUUCAGGUUCCCGUUUUUGUUUUUCUACAACUGGACAUUUAGAUGUUUUGAGUUUUUUUUUUUCUUUUCUUUUUUUUAAGUUGUAUUGAAAUAAUAAAAAAAAAAAUCUUUGUACUUAUGUCAGUAUAGCUUACAACAGUUUAGUCAAGUUGAACAAGCUGGAAAGAAAUUGAAAUUAUGAUAAACUGUAUUAAAGUGUUAACUUGAUGUCUUAUCCUUUUGGUCAGAUGUGAAGCUUUAAUUUUGCAGUAUCAUUUCUGUACAAAAGACUUGUGUUCAUAUAGUUCUUUCUCUCGUUUUUAUGCUUUAAAAAAAAAAGAAAACGAAAAACUUGUCCCGUAUCACCGGAUAAAUGCACUAUAAUAAAGAGAAUCUCUAUUGUA